UUCCGUGGUAAACAAGGACAUGUGCGGUGUUUAGUAAGUCUCCUGUCCUCCGCCAGCUCGGGGGUUUCCUCAGGUACACCGAUGGCGGCUCACGUGUCCGCGGUGCGCGCGCUCUACAAGAGGAUCCUGGUGCUGCACCGCUUCCUGCCCAUCGACCUGAGAGCGCUGGGGGACCAGUACGUGAAGGACGAGUUCAGGAGGCACCGGGGCGCGUCCCCGGAGGAGGCGAAGGGCUUCAUGACGGAGUGGCAGAACUAUAAGGAGACCCUGCAGAACCAGGUCCUGGCGUCGGCGGGGGACCGGCUGGGCCCGGCCCGCUUCGGGGCCGACCUGCCGGAGGAGAAGCUGCGGGACUUCCAGGACGAGCAGAUCGGGCAGCUGUACGAACUCAUGCUGGAGUCCACCAAGCCCAACCGGCAGUUCGACAUCCGCGAGGACGGACAGUGAGACGCCCAGACGAGGCUUUUAAGGAGAUGUGAUUAUGUAAACGAGCUGUUUGUUUGUGUCUUUUACUGUGACAAUAAACCGGACACACACACACACCCCACUGGCGUCACUGAGGUGGCAGCAGCGGCUGUCCUCUGUCCACUCCGUGAACACAUUGGCGCGCUCCGGGCCGUGAAGGGGCGAGCUCCGUGCGGAGGAGGAUCCUCUGGGCGUCGCGGCGCAGCGGCUCGUUAUUGGAGUUAACUCGCCGUCGUUUCUGCUCCGGCGGAGUUCAGACGCGACGCUGAUAAGAAUCACUCAUGCACACAACAAAGAGACGAUGGUGGAGAUCCUGCUUCUCUUCCUCCGACCUCGACACACUGAUACACACCUCUGUUCAGAGCAGAGGCUGUUAGGAAUGAUCACACUUUCAUCAUUCAUUUCCCACAAACAACGGUUUUUAAUUUAAAUUCAAACUGAUGGACACGUAAAUACUGGAUACCUCAAGUUGUUUCAGUGUCUGGAGAAUUGCGUUUCAGUUUUAUUAAAUGUUUUGCUGAAUGGAGCCGGAGGGUUGAAGAGUUCAUUCAGGUAGUUUUUUUUUUUUUCAAAUUAAAUGUACCUUCGAUCUUUGACGGCAGCAGUGUGAAUCGCUGUUCCAGGAAAUAAAUGUUUUGCCUUGUUCA
Molecule: messenger RNA, 1112 nt
Organism: Salarias fasciatus (jewelled blenny)
Lineage: Eukaryota; Metazoa; Chordata; Actinopteri; Blenniiformes; Blenniidae
Gene: sdhaf3
Product: succinate dehydrogenase complex assembly factor 3
Exons: 2
Coding region: 82-447 (121 amino acids)
Biological process (GO): succinate metabolic process; mitochondrial respiratory chain complex II assembly
Cellular component (GO): mitochondrion; mitochondrial intermembrane space
Source: RefSeq, a predicted model, not a curated record